Rhododendron vialii is the source of this 1993-nucleotide messenger RNA. Its product is annotated as fe-S cluster assembly factor HCF101, chloroplastic. The record is from RefSeq and is a predicted model, not a curated record. Gene Ontology annotation, cellular component: chloroplast stroma. The transcript is spliced from 16 exons. The coding region runs from base 86 to 1681 and encodes 531 amino acids. Gene Ontology annotation, molecular function: 4 iron, 4 sulfur cluster binding; ATP-dependent FeS chaperone activity; ATP binding. NCBI's taxonomy places the organism in Eukaryota, Viridiplantae, Streptophyta, Magnoliopsida, Ericales, Ericaceae. Gene Ontology annotation, biological process: iron-sulfur cluster assembly.
CUCUACUCUCCACUCACCCCUCAACCAUCUCCUCCAACUCCAUUGCCACUCUCUCUCUCUCUCUCUCUCUCUCUCUCUCUCUAAAAUGCAACUUCUUCACUCUCCAUCUUAUCCCCAUAUACCGUUUCAGAACCAAAAACCACAAUUCAGAAAGGGGAUACUUGUACCAGAGAAGUUUUUUCAGCUCUCUACUGCAAACAGGUCAGUUCAUUCCCAAAGACAUGUCAGGCCAAUAUGGGCACCAAUUAACCAGUCAAUUUUCAGCGCCAUUUCAGUUAAAGCUGCUUCUGUUGAAGGUGUUUCUUCAGUUUCAGCUACAGAAGCUACAAGUGCUGUAUUGAAAGCCUUGUCUCAAAUAAUUGAUCCUGACUUUGGGACUGACAUUGUCUCAUGUGAGUUUGUGAAGGAUCUGCAUGUGAAUGAAGCUUCGGGGGAGGUUUCCUUUCGGUUAGAGCUCACUACUCCGGCAUGUCCAGUCAAGGACAUGUUUGAGCAGAGGGCGAAUGAGGUGGUGACAGCACUUCCUUGGGUUAAAGAAGUCAAUGUAACAAUGUCAGCCCAACCAGCAAGACCUGUUUUUGCAGGACUUCUUCCUGCAGGCCUACAAACAAUUUCUAACAUCGUGGCAGUAUCAAGUUGCAAGGGAGGUGUGGGAAAGUCAACAAUAGCUGUAAAUCUGGCAUAUACUUUGGCUGGUAUGGGCGCUAGAGUUGGUAUCUUUGAUGCUGAUGUUUAUGGUCCUAGUUUACCAACAAUGGUCUCCCCCGAAAGUAGACUGCUCGAAAUGAAUGCAGUGAAGAAAACCAUCAUUCCGACAGAAUAUUUGGGAGUCAAGUUGGUAUCAUUUGGGUUUGCUGGACAAGGUCGUGCAAUAAUGCGGGGUCCAAUGGUUUCUGGAGUUAUCAACCAACUACUGACUACAACUGAGUGGGGAGAACUGGACUACCUCGUGAUUGAUAUGCCGCCUGGAACUGGUGAUAUUCAGCUUACCUUAUGCCAGGUUGUUCCAUUGACUGCUGCAGUUAUAGUCACCACACCUCAGAAACUAGCAUUCAUUGAUGUUGCAAAAGGAGUACGCAUGUUUUCAAAGCUUAAGGUGCCAUGUGUUGCCGUGGUUGAGAAUAUGUGCCACUUUGAUGCGGAUGGAAAACGGUAUUACCCGUUUGGUAGAGGUUCAGGUUCUCAGGUUAUUGAACAGUUUGGAAUUCCCCAUCUGUUUGAUCUACCAAUUAGACCAACUCUAUCUGCUUCUGGAGAUAGUGGAACGCCUGAAGUGGUGGCUGAUCCUCAAGGUGAAGUUGCCCAAACAUUCCAAGACCUAGGAGUUUGUGUUGUGCAGCAGUGCGCCAAAAUUCGCCAACAAGUUUCAACGGCUGUCACCUAUGAUAAAUCUAUUAAGGCAAUCAAGGUGAAGGUACCUGAUUCAGAUGAAGAGUUCCUUCUGCAUCCUGCAACUGUAAGACGAAAUGAUCGUUCAGCCCAAAGUGUGGAUGAAUGGAGUGGUGAACAGAAACUGCAGUAUACUGAUGUUCCAGAAGACAUUGAACCUGAAGAAAUUCGCCCCAUGGGAAACUAUGCUGUAUCAAUAACAUGGCCAGAUGGAUUUAGCCAGAUUGCCCCUUAUGAUCAGCUGCAAACCAUGGAGCGUUUAGUCGAUGUUCCUCAACCAACUCUUGCAUAGGUGACAAAUUGACAAUCCAGUAAUAGGCAUUUAUUCUGGCGAAAACUGGAUAGAGAGUAGAGAUUGGAAAUUUGGAGAAUUAUCCUAUACAUACCUAAUGCUGAAGGGAGAAGUGCAUUGUUGCAGGAGUGAUUCUUUUCUUUUUUAUUUUUCUAAUAUCUCGAUCUGUCGAUAUUUUGCAAUUGUGUAGCAUUACUUGCCAUUGCUUUUCUUGGUAAAAAAAAAAUACAUGUCUGCCUUGCUACCAUGUUUGAGCUUUCAGGGUGCUUCAGUAAAACCGAAGUAAUUAAGUUAAUCUAUUCAACUUGUAUA